AUAAAAGUCCAAGUAGGUCUGGACCAAAGUUGUCACUCCCGAACGAGAGUCCUAUUCCAAAUUUCACUUGAUAUCACUCGGUAAACUCCAACUGAAGCGGCUAUACCAAAUACUUUUUCUAAUAUUUUUUUAAGAUUCUUUUCACGAUGAAGCAAUUUGCGCUGUCUACCUGCAUUCGCCGCAUUUGGAUCAUGUCGGGUUGGCUGCGCCAGGAGGCGGCUGUAGCAGCUUGCAUGUUGGUGGUGCAACGCAAUCAGGUGGAGCUGAGGGAGGAGGAGGAUGACCUCAAGGUUGAGCAGCAGGUGGUAGCCAGUGGCGGCGAGGUGGGCGUCGACUCCCAAGGCGGGCUUCGCCGUGUGCGCCUGCUCGACGACUACAUCCUGCCUUUUGAAUGCGGCCUCUGAUUCCUGAUCCCCAACUCCGUUCCGUUUUCCGUUCUGGUGACGCGCUUUUGGCUGUGCCUUAUCCCUUAGUUAGUUGGUUAGUUAGUUGCCCGUUUGGGUGUGCUUUUUGCGGUUCGCGUUUAGGGAGUUUGAAUAUCUAACAAGAAACAAACUAUCCAAAUUUCAGUCUGUACCCGCUGAAUCGGAGUCGGAUACUCUAACUGGACGGACCAAGGAAACUAUAAAAAAAUUAAAGUCCACUAUUGAUUGAUAAAUUAAAAAAAAAAAGAAAUUCUGGACGAAUCUCUCAAGCUUAGUUUAUGUAAAAAAUUUUAUUUUUAAAACUGCGAUUUUAAAGUAUAUAUUUGAGAAUUAAAAAUGUAACAAUAAAUUAUAUCUAAAUUAAACAUGUUUCCAAAUUUA
Molecule: messenger RNA, 806 nt
Organism: Drosophila elegans
Lineage: Eukaryota; Metazoa; Arthropoda; Insecta; Diptera; Drosophilidae
Exons: 3
Coding region: 147-404 (85 amino acids)
Source: RefSeq, a predicted model, not a curated record